CUGAAAUUCCAGUGGGACCUCUUCCGUAUAUUCUAUAGAUUUGGUACUGUACACAAUGUCAAAAUCCCCUCGAAGCAGCUACAGUCGAAUACCAAAUACGGGUUUGUUAUAAUGGAGAACAUGAACGGUGCCGAUGAGGUUCGUUGUCAGCUCCGAAACGGGAAGUACCUCAACUUGGAUAAUGGUACGCAACUGUUGGUUACUGGCGUGCGACACGGAGAGAACCAGCGAUCGCGUGAUGAUGGUAGAGGGCCCCAAGUCAGCGAAAGUAGCAGACCUCCUCUGAAAGAGCUGUCGUCCCGUGGUGACGGUACAAUGAUAAAAGGACGUUGCGGAGACAAGCCUGUCGCCCAGAAACCUCAGCGCUUUUACCCCGCUGUAAAGUGCUUUUCACAGGACCUUCCUCUUCACACUCCUGUAAAGGUUCACAUUGUCGAAUCACCAUUUCCUUACAAAUCCGUUGGCGAAGGUUUUGUUUUCCAUGUUCUUCCUGCCGAACAAAAAUUAGGAGAAGAGUAUUUGUGCCUUCAACGCGAGAUGAACAAAUUCUGCAUGAAAAAUCCGAAUCUCCAUGAGAUUCCCAAGGUAGGACAGUACGUGCUCUGCUAUCGUGAAUCGGUCGCGUUUCGCGCUCUGUGUAACAGCGAUUCAACGCUGUAUCUGAUUGAUAAUGGUGAAACAGUUCCCAUUAUCCGGUCCCAGUUGUGGGAGCUGAUACCUUCCUUCACGACGUUGCCAAGUUUGGUUAUUCCUUGCGGACUUACUGGCGUAUCAUGGGGUAAACCUUCGAUGAGCAUGUUUAAUUACUGCAAAAAUGUUGGUAUUGAGCAUUAUUUAAUUCAAUUUUCUAUGUGCUUUUCGUCACUAAGAUUUGGUGGAACUGUUACUUGGCAGUGUGAAAGCACAGUUGCG
Molecule: messenger RNA, 912 nt
Organism: Cooperia oncophora
Lineage: Eukaryota; Metazoa; Nematoda; Chromadorea; Rhabditida; Trichostrongylidae
Source: the annotation of a GenBank genome assembly